Hypoxylon trugodes is the source of this 2008-nucleotide messenger RNA. Its product is annotated as transcriptional activator of glycolytic enzymes-domain-containing protein. Bases 476 to 1600 code for a protein of 374 amino acids. The transcript has 2 exons. Lineage: Eukaryota; Fungi; Ascomycota; Sordariomycetes; Xylariales; Hypoxylaceae. Gene Ontology annotation, molecular function: DNA-binding transcription factor activity, RNA polymerase II-specific; RNA polymerase II cis-regulatory region sequence-specific DNA binding. The record is from RefSeq and is a predicted model, not a curated record. Gene Ontology annotation, biological process: positive regulation of ribosomal protein gene transcription by RNA polymerase II.
AUUUCUUACCUGGUUCCUUCUUUACUUCGAACGAAGGACAGCAGACCCCGGCUAGCCCGGACGUCCGUCUGAUCAUCUCGAAGUUUCUUUCUUUUACUUCCCUACAUUUAUUUUAUUUUAUUUUUAUUUUUAUUCAUCGUCUACUUCUCUUUCCCUUCUUGAACAUAACGGUGCUGCGGAUUACUUUAGUCUUAUUUUUAAUUUAUUGUUUAUAUUAUUUUAUUUUAUUUUUAUUUUAUUCAUUUUAUCUAUUUUAUUCUUUUUCUUUUUUCUUUACUUUUCUUUUUUUGUCUUCCUUCCCAACUACAACAACACGCAUACAAUACAAAACCCAUACGCACACCCCCUAACAUAACCCCCCACCCAUAAAACCCGAGCUACCUACUCUUUUAUAACCCCAUUCUCUACUGAUUGUCUCUUUUGCUUGCUUGCUUGGGAGGUCUUGGACGAGUUUACUGGUUAAAAGGGGUCCGUCAUGCUGUCUUCGCCGUCGACCGGCCUUAGUAACAUACCGCCCCCAUCGACGGCCGCGGCCACGGGCCCAACCAUUGCCACUAGCACCACUACCUCAGCUCCUCCCGUACCUGGUCCUGGCCCUGCAGCGACAGGGGCUUCUCUCAAGCGACCUGCUGCAGCCGACCUGCAGCGCAGUGCCGGCACAAGCGCCACUCCUUCUAAAAGACAAGCUACUUCCGGUUCCAGGACGAAUCCGAUCCCGAACCCAAGUCCCUUGGCCUCCGCUGCUACUAAUCCUAUUACUGCUGUUACUACUGCUGCUGCUGCUGCUGCUUCUGGUUCCGCUGCUGGUCUAUCGUUGUCUUCAGCUUCGGCCCCUCCGACUGCUACCGCACCUCAUACCUAUCUUCAACCUCAAGCUGUCAUGUCAUUACCGCCUGUCGUCACCGAGGAACAACUUCUAGGAAGGACACCCGAACAAUUGAUCGCCACGAUCCUUCAGAUCCAGAUGCAACAUCAACAAUAUGUCGCCCACAUUUCGGCGCAAUUUGAUACUAUUAGCCAACAACUAAACGACCUCCGUGGUAGCUUAGUAGCUUCUCACCAAGCUGCUGCAUCUGCACUCAGUUCCCGCGACACCUCUUCUGUACGGCCCAUCGUACCCCCACCACCCCAACCGCAACAACCAGUCGCUACGUUUUCUCGGGGGCCACCGAUUCCUAUGCAAACGCCAAGCCGCCCUGCUAGACCUCCGGCUUCUCCAUCCACUUCUCAACCCCAACCUAGACCGAGCGUGCAAACACCUUUAUCCGGCCCACCACAAUACAAAUAUGGAACUGUCGGCACAGUGGAAGAUGUUUGGAAAGAAUAUCGUGAGGGUAUGGAUGGCCAACCUGCAGUUGAAGAAUUAGACGCUACGUGGGGUUCGCGCUGGCGGCCCGAACCACGAGGUCGCACGUGGUAUUCGAGACGAAAGGUCAUUUGGGACAAAAUCAAGGAAUACAUGGCGGAGGGUCUGGAUGAAGAAGACGCGGUGCGAGAAGUAGAGAAGUUGCGCGAUGGAAACACCAUCAACAAGUUGAUUCGGAUGCUCCAAGAUGAACGAAAGGAGAAGGGAAUUGGAGAUGAUAGUAUGGCUGGUUAGGACGGCCUUUGUGUCCCUUUUUUUUUUUUUUUGCUUCGGAACUGGCGUUACUGGGGAGCGGCAUUGAUACCACUUAUCAUAUAUGAGAGGCUGCAUUUACGGGGCUAGUUACAAGAGGAUCACGACUGCGAAUUCGGCAUGUCAUCAUUGUCAUCAAGAGGGUUUCUUAACGGGACCUACGGCGGCGUGCUUUAUUGUUCGCUGGCAGAACGAAAAAAGAAAGCUGGUCGAGGUCGGCGUCUAGGCGAAGAUACGUGGUAAUGAGUAACCAUUACGAUGCCAUUUUUUUUUUUUUAAGGUGGUGGACAGGAACAUGACAUUACUUGAUCAUAUAGGCACUUAACCUACCUAGUCUACCAAGCAAUUGCAAAAAGGACAUGCCUUCUUAACCACCUGCUUGCAGGUUGC